Molecule: messenger RNA, 497 nt
Organism: Racocetra persica
Lineage: Eukaryota; Fungi; Glomeromycota; Glomeromycetes; Diversisporales; Gigasporaceae
Source: the annotation of a GenBank genome assembly
CAAAAAUAAAGCAAAAGAUAUUCUUAAUCAAUAUAAUUAUUUGGAAAUUGAAAUGCAAUUAUGUUAUCCUCAUUAUUUAAGCGUCGUCGAACCUGAUCACCAUAAAAAAAAUAAGUCAUCUACUAACAGCACAUAUAUCACCGAAUCUUCUAAUCAUAAGAAUAAUGAUGCUUUACCGACUAAUAAUACGCCCGAUAUCGUAGUCCCUAAACUGUUAUCUUUUGCGGGGAUACGAAAUAAGUUUGUAAAUAGCUACUCUUUAGAAAUUGGAUUAUACCUUGCAGCAUCUGGUGCUUCAUGUGAUGCAAUUGAUAUGAUGCACAAAGCCGGCCUUUCAGUUUGUUACAAAACUGUUGAAAACUAUAGAAAAAAAUUAGCAAAUAUGCAUUCAAAAAAUAUCCAGGAGUAUUUUGCUGACAAGUCAAAACCCUAUAACCAUACAAAUACAUUGGCUUAUGAUAGUCUUGAAAAUAUUAUUCAACAGGCGUGUGUUCUAG